AUGGCCCGCGGCCGACCCUGGGGGAGGGUGCCCCUGGGCAGUGCCUGGGGUCGGGCUGGCUCCCCCGCCCCCCGGAAUGCCCCUCCGGCGCCGCGCAAGCCCCGCUCAGCCCAGCCCAGCCCCGGGAACAAAGCGGCGGGAGGAAGCAGGAGGGCCGAGCGCCGGAGACACAGAUGCGGAGGAUGGAAAAAGGGGACGCGAGGAGGACGGAAGGCGCGGAGAGAUGGAGGCGCCCGCCGAGCCCGCAAGAAAACCGAGACCGACCUCUCCCCACUCCUCGCCAGGGGCAGCUUGGCGACCGCCGAGUGGAGACCCGAAGAGGGGCUCGUGGAGCUGAAGUCUCCUGCGGGUAAAUUCUGGCAGACCAUGGGCUUCUCGGAGCAGGGCCGGCAGCGGCUGCACCCCGAAGAGGCCCUGUAUCUGCUGGAGUGUGGCUCUAUCCAGCUCUUCCAUCAAGACCUGCCGCUUUCUAUCCAGGAAGCCUACCAGCUGCUGCUGACCGAGGACACGGUGACUUUCCUGCAGUACCAGGUCUUCAGCCACCUGAAGAGACUGGGCUAUGUGGUUCGACGAUUCCAACCAAGCUCGGUCCUGUCCCCUUAUGAGAGGCAGCUUAACUUGGAUGGCAGUGCCCUUAACUUGGAGGAUGGAGAAGGCAAGAGGAAGAGGAGGAGCUCCAGCUCUCGGUCCAUUAAUAAGAAGGCCAAAGCCCUGGAGAACUCCCUGCAACCCGAGAGUCUGGCAACCUCCAGUCCACCUCCCCGCAACCAGCACAGCCGAUGCCCAGAGGAGAAACCCCAGGAGUCAAGCCCCAUAAAGGGCCCAGGGCCCUUUCAACUUCUGGGGUUCCCAGGUCCCAGCCCUGGGCUGGCCGAGGAGGGGGUGGGGUGCAGCUGGGACAGUGACAAAGUAGAGAAUGGAGUCAAGGGUGCUGGUAAGCCACGCUGGAACUUUGAGCAGAUCUCCUUCCCCAACAUGGCUUCAGACAGCCGCCACACCCUCCUGCUUGCCCCAGCCCCAGAGCUGCUCCCAGCCAAUGUGACUGGGCGGGAGAUGGAUGCCGAGUCCUGGUGCCAGAAGCUGAACCAGCGCAAGGAGAAGCUUUCCCAGCAGGAACGGGAGCACCAGAUGGAAGCCAGACACUUCGGCAAGGACGUAAAUGCAGACCCCGAGGUGCAGCGCUGCUCCAGCUGGCAGGAGUACAAGGAGCUGCUGCAGAGGUGGCACCUGAACAUGAGCCAGAGCUGCCCUGCACACCUGUGGGACCAGCCUGUCACCCCCUUGCUGAACCCCAGCCAGGCAGACUCCCCAGCCAUGGUCCUUCAGCAGAUCUCUGUGCUGCAGACAACACACCUUGCUGAUGGAGGUGCCCGGCUGCUGGAGAAGUCUGGGGGCUUGGAAAUUAGCUUUGAUGUCUAUCAGGCUGACGCUGUGGCCACAUUCCGAAAGAAUAACCCUGGCAGACCCUAUGCCCGGAUGUGCAUUAGUGGAUUUGAUGAGCCUGUCCCAGACCUCUGCAGCCUCAAGCGGUUGUCCUACCAGAGCGGGGACGUCCCUUUGAUCUUUGCCCUGGUGGAUCAUGGAGACAUCUCCUUCUACAGCUUCAGGGACUUCACGUUGCCCAGAGAUCUGGAGCACUGACCACACAGCUCUCCGGGGGCUGGCCUUUGCUCUGGGGGACCUGGACCGUCUGUUCUCAGGGACCAUCUCAGCUGCCUCCUGUACCCAGACUCUGACCUGUAGCUGCAGGGGCUAGUCUGGGCCUUGGCCCUGGGUGUCUGAUACUUGCAAGAGGGAAACUGCCCCUCCCUGCUUCCCUGCUGCCUGGCAGUGACCCUUUUAGAACUCAGGACUAGCUAGAUUUUAGCGACUCAGCAGGUAGGGCAGAAGAGAGGACUGUGCCUUUAACGAGAGGGUGCCUGCUUCGUGCCAUAAAAGCCAAAGCCAUUAAAGAUAGAUCUCUUUUCUG
Carlito syrichta (Philippine tarsier) is the source of this 1969-nucleotide messenger RNA. RefSeq names its product tRNA splicing endonuclease subunit 54 (gene TSEN54). The transcript has 10 exons. The coding region runs from base 1 to 1641 and encodes 546 amino acids. Gene Ontology annotation, cellular component: tRNA-intron endonuclease complex. Lineage: Eukaryota; Metazoa; Chordata; Mammalia; Primates; Tarsiidae. The record is from RefSeq and is a predicted model, not a curated record. Gene Ontology annotation, biological process: tRNA-type intron splice site recognition and cleavage.